This is a messenger RNA of Amoebophrya sp. A120, 2876 nucleotides long. The record is from the annotation of a GenBank genome assembly. Lineage: Eukaryota; Dinophyceae; Syndiniales; Amoebophryaceae.
UCUCCAACUUCGAAGAGCGCGGCCUCUUCGCGCGGCAGGCCGGCGGGAGGUGCUGUUUCUGGUGCUCCGCCAUCAAAUAUUAACGCAGAAAACGAGAUGAAGUAUUUUCCUGCUGCACUGGCAUCCGAAAAUCCACAACCAGACAUCAAUCCCUCCUCUCCCCCGAAGAGCCCCCGCACUUGCCAGCAAACGCGGCAAUCCAAACUUGAGCGGCUGCUCGCGGGUUUGGGAGAUCCGCGGAAGCUAGGGGUCGAGCCGCUGGGGUCACCGCGACCACCGCCAUUUGAUCAGAGGAAACACGCUGGACAGGGUGGUGGAGACGCGCAGGAAAGCCAUUUCGCAGUAGAGCAGGGCACGAUGAAAACGGUAACGGAAGUCACCAAUUCUGCGAGCAGGGUAAGAAACUUGAAGUGAAAGCUAUUGAAAACCUUCUAGUACUACGCAACAUCUGCGUCUGUCUUUUCCGUCGUUCUCUUUCUCACGAAAAUCAUGACGCGAAGGAAUAGGAAUUCUUUUCUUUGGUUUCGAGACGUCAUCACAAGAAAAAAAUACUCAUUACAUUUGCCUCGUAAAUAUUUUAAUGUCACAAAAAGAUUUCUGCUUCGCCGACAAGGCGAGCGCCAACGAUGUCCGAGGUUAUGGAAGAACGGAUCCAGGGGCUCGGUUGGGAGGAACUAGAAAUGCUGGUUGAGGAGGAAGUAUAGAGCUGCUGUUUGUGCUCGUGCUUGUAGUCGUGCCGACACUCAUACUCAUUGUCGAGCUGAAAAUCCUAGGAGUGGUUCCCACAAAAACAGUAAAUGUUGAAAUUGCAAAUGCACGUGGACGAAGCGAGAAGUAGAUUUCAAAAAAUCCUGCGCAUCAGAUCACCCGGUUCAAUGCCCGCUUUCUGAAGACCGCUGAACGAGACGCGGAGGCGGAAAGCUUACUUGCGAAAAUUUUCAGUCGCGAGAACUACCACCCAAGUACAAGCUCUUAUCAGCAGCGCGGGCAACAUCUACAGUAUAACUCGAUGCACCACCAGCGACAAAGUCAAAGAGCGACCACAGGACCGGGACCGGGUUUCAGUGGCUUUACUUCCUCUGGCAUGCCGUACAUCCCCAAAUUGCCGAUUUCAGUCGAGCCGAGUAACUACUCAACGACGCCUGUGUCGAGCUCCAGGGCAACAAGUUCCAAGCCGCUAGUUGUACCACGGGCAUCUUCUACCGGAGGACCAGCAACUGGCUCUGCGAGAAUGUCUUCCGGCGCGGCAGGGACAGGAGCGGCUCGAUCAACGAUGAAGUCGCCGACUAUGAGCAGUAGAAUGUCACGGGCUGUAGUGCCAGCCUCGAAGGGCAAGGGAGUUGUGUCGUCUCUGGACGAAGACAUCCUGAAUAUGAACGAGAACUACGUGAAGCCGCCAAAAGACGACCUAACUGCGGGCUUCCACAAAACUUUUGGUACAGAAAGAUGUUUUUUGGAAUUUUCUCUGACAACACGCAUGAGAUGAAAUCAUUCGUGUCAUGCUGCCUGCGCUGCAAAACUACAAGUGCAAACACAUAAGCUGCGGUGAUGAAAAACCGUAAUUCCCUAGGCUACCGCCAGCCGGACGAGUACGACCGCCUGGGCCCGCCGCCCCGAUGCUCGCGUUUGCUCGCCAACGAAAGCAAGAAUGGCAAAAGAGCGGACCAAAUCAAGUACGAUCUGAACGGCCUUCCAAUUUCCGCGCGGACCUCCAGCUCCGUUGGCAGACACAGCACCAGGACCACGACGAGAAAUAGUGGAGUGGGAAAGCAAGAAUUACUACAUACUGGCGUUGGUGGCGCACCAGCCCGUGUGGAUGAAGAUGUAGGUGGAAGCAAAAACCUAAACCAGGACAGCAAAAUGAAUAGCAAAACCGAUUUCGUGAAAAAGAAUAUUGCGGAAGCCGGAUUGAAGUGCGACGCUUUGUCCAUCGGGGACAAUGUUCUCCUACUCGCUGCGGAGAUGCAAAAUCUCAACACACCGCGAGAGCAGCUGAUGGAGAAGAAGAACGUCAACAAUAAACCAGGACGACCGGCUGGUAGUUCAUCUCAACACGCCGGGUAUAGCCAGCACGACGAUCAUGCGCCGGCGUAUUAUUCCAAUGCGGGGAAGAUGUUGAAGCAGGCCGUGGACGAGAAAAUGAUCGAGCAUCGGUAUCAGACCGAGUUGUUUGAAAUAAAUCACAGUUUAACAUCCGGGUCGACAUCGGCGAUAGGUAGAAGCAUGACAAAUAACAAGAACAGCACCACUACGACGGUUGCGGCUACAGGUAAUUUGGCGACCACGAAGAAAACCCGUGAUCCGGAGAAGGCCUCGGCGCAGCAGGAGUGGACCAAGGGAUUUCUGUCGACCCUGAUUUGAGAUAAGAUUGAUCACAUCAGGAGACCGGACCACGUUUAUCAAACAAUAUACAAGAUUUAGAAAAUUUCUACGGUUAUAAUUUCAUUUAGUUAUGUUCCAGUCGAGGUAGAAAUAACUCGGGCAAAUGACUGCUGCUGCUACCUGCAAACAGGUCAGCGCUCUUCUUCGCUUUUUUUACAACCAGAAAGGGUCAGCGUCAGCCGCGGGCAGAUGUUAUCUUGUUGGCUACGACGAGGUGAUCGCUGAUAUGGUAGAGCUAGUGUAAUUCAAAGUGCAACGAAAAAGUGUAGUGGUCAGUGACGAGGUGAAAAUCAAGUUUUCGGCAACUACAACCAAGCAAGUGCAAGUGGAAUAUAGUAAGUAGGCUAGAAGUGAACCUGAAACAGAAACAAGUUUGGUGGAUCAUGAAAGUCGUGAUUGAGAUUAGUACGAAGCUAAAGUCUACUAUUCGGGUGGCGAGCCGAUUCGGCGGUGGGAUCGAUACUGGCAGGUCCUCCGCAGCUUGAAGCCUGGAG